This is a messenger RNA of Owenia fusiformis, 5485 nucleotides long. The record is from the annotation of a GenBank genome assembly. Lineage: Eukaryota; Metazoa; Annelida; Polychaeta; Sabellida; Oweniidae.
GAAAGGGGACCAUAAUCCCUAGGGGACCAUAAUUUCUUUUACGCCGGGUCUUAACCCAAAACACUUUUUGUCAGUAUCAUCAUUGCAAUCUUGCUGCUAGAUCAGAUACUUCUCAAUAUACAUUGAGAAAUAUAAUCUGUGUAGCAAAACAGUCACUUGGAUAAGCUGCUAUCCACCUGACCCUCAUCUCAUCCCCAAGACUCACGAUGACCCUUUAGACUCUUCUCUUUUGAUUGCUAUAAACCAGUUAGUUUGUUGUUGAUAUCAGCAUGGAGGUAUCAUAUCAGUGUGAUAUCAUGGAUGUGUACCUCCAUGUUGACAGUUUUCAUUGAAUCAUUGAUCCUUGCACUUUCUUAAUAUUGACAACAAGUACAACAAGUUGACAGGUCUGUAUUUCUUGUCGGUAAUUUCCGGAAUGUACUUAAUGACCUUUCUUUUUCCUGUUUCGUUUCUGCUUUGUUUACUCUUUUCAACAUUUUGGCUAUAGUUUUGAGAUGUGCAGUUGAAUGAUGAAUCACUUCAAACGCUGUAUCAAUUGAUUUAUGAUCAUGAUAGUGUAAAUUUGCUUUAAUUUGAGCUAAAACUGUUAAAAUGCCAAAAUGAGGAAAUUACGUGACGUCAUCUUCGCUGCAAAUGGCGGCGCGAAUAACUAAAAGUCACGUGACCAUAAUUCUGCUUUUGUGAGCGCAAACCAGAUCUUAUAUUGUACAUAUAGUAUUUUGUAUAUACUGUAUAGAAUGAGCACGGCGAGCAACAUGCGCGCUGGAAAGGGAGGGAAAGACAAAACAAAGACACACACACAUAAUAAAACAGACAUUAAACAGGCUACAGCAGAACAAAUGCGACAAGCACAGCUUUCACAAGGUAACCUAGACAAAAUGGAGACAGAUGAUCCACAGUUGCAGAAAAAAGUCAAAGAGGUAAUGGAGAUGACUGGGAAAGGAAUGGAUGAUGUCAUCCUAGCAUUGCACGACUGUGACCAGGAUGCUAAUAGAGCAGUCUUACAGCUUCUGGAAGAAAACUCUCAGGGUGAAUGGAAAACAACAACAAAGAAGAAAAAGGCGCCAGCACAGAAGACAGUGGAACAAAAUCACAAAGCUAGAGACCUAAGCCCUGAUAUAGAGAACAGAGACUUCAGUAAUAACAGAGACCGAGAAAACAACAGGCCUAGACGGGGUAGGGGUAUGGUACAGAAUAUCCCCCGGUUAUCUAGAGGCCGGGGUGGAAAUAAUUCCAGUUGGAAAAACAAAGAAAACGAGGAGAAUGAUAUGAAUAGGUCUGAUAGCAGGGACAACAGAGGUAGAGGCAGGGGAAGGGGCAGGGGAUCAGGCAGGGGCAGGGGAGGCCGUUAUGAAAGACCAGCUCGAUUUGAUAGACAAAACGACAAUGGAAAUAAUGACAUGGGAGUUUUUAACAGCGACAACAAUGUAUUUAAUGUAAAUGACACAGCUGGUGGUGGAGAAACUUCAUUUGGGACUUGGUCCAAUGAUGUGGCAAUGUCAACAGAAAAGAAGACAAAUGGAAAUUCUACCUGGAAGGAGCAGGAGGAUUGGGCUGCAGAUGAAUGGCAAGGGGAUUUGAAAGAAUCUCAGGUGUUUACAGCUAGUGCUACAACACCUUCAAAUAAUGCUCCAUCUCCCUUCAAUACACUGGAUGCCCCAACUAACAACUCUGCCAUGCAUGAUGCUACAUUAGGUCAGCGUCUAGACCUUGGUAGUUUGCUGUCACAGCCAAGCAAUGUGCUGCCAGAUAGGAGCUCUAAGACCAGUGAGCAGGGGAGCAGUUUGUUUCAGCAGCCGAAGCCUCAGGAUUCCAAUCAGAGUCUGUUCCAGCAGCCAGUAAGCAAGCCCCAGGAGACAUCCAAUCUCUUUCCCACCACACAAACCCCCAAGACACAGAGCAACAGUCUGUUCCAGUCAAGCCAGUCAUUACAGGAUCCCAAGGAUGAUAAUGACCCAAUAGCAAGUCUGCUUCAACAAACACGUUCCCUCACUGACGGUAGUGGUAAACCUCCAAACAUAGACGCACAGCAACAAUUUAUGAGUGCCUUUGCUAAACAGGCAACUGAGACCAUUAAGAAUGCUGUAGGGAUAGGUGGCACCACCACCCAGUCCUCCUCCCUACCUGGGAACACGUCAUCUCUGAAUACAUCAUCUCUUGGCAAUUUCUCCCAAUCUAGUCUACCUGUCAGCCAACCGAGACCUACACAGUCAAUCAGCCAGUCACAGGCCAGCUUACAAAACCUUCAGAAGCAGGGUCAGCCACGUAUCAAGUACCCGCCAUCAAAAAUCCCUGCAUCUGCCGUUGAAAUGCCAGGACAUCUCCCCAUUGGUGGAAUUAGUGACGUACAAUUCGGUGUCGAUUUUGGAAAUGAGGCUCCAUCAUUUGGUUUUGGUGGUGAGACACCAACUAAGAAUAAUUACUCCAAAACUACUACAGUGGAAACACCUGAAUCUAGCAUAGGAGGAUUGGACACAAUGGGAACAGACUCUGCCCCAGGUGUGUUUCAGAAACCUGUAACUACCACUCCACCUGGCAGUAAGACUGACUUCACGCCACCAGGCCUUCAACAGAACAAGAUUGGACCUGAGCCUAUUCCAUUCCCAACAUCUCAAGACAGAAACAGUAUGCCACUUCUCUCAUCACAAAGAAACUCUCAAAACACAGGAUCUCUGAACACUUCAUCCCCAUCAUCACAACUGCCCUACACACAGGCUGGCUUCUCAUCAGGUGGUAGUUACCAGAACAACAGCUACCAAUCACACAAGUCAUCAGCAUUCACCUCGAGUCCAACGUACCCAACAAAUGCCACCAAUCAAUCAACGGGUCAAAGUCAAUAUGGGAACUACCAGACUGGAACUGCAUUCCAAAAUUCAACCUCUCUUUAUCAAAAUAAUUCAAAUGAGUCUAGCUCUCUAUCUGGUAAUUUCCCUGCUAGUCAGAGCACAUACCAGUCUCCAAGUGCAGGUGGAAGUAGUGGCACCUCUAGUGGAUUCCAGUCCAGUACUGGAAGUUAUCCCAAUGAAACUAGACCAUACUCUGGUGGCUCCUCACAAUCCUAUCAGGGCCAGAAUAGCUCCUAUCAGACCCAGAGUCAAACUAACUCGUAUCAGAAUCAGUCAGCUGCUCCUGGCUUUCAGACUCAGCCUGCUAAUUCUUCUUACCAUUCUAGAGACUCAAACUCUUAUUCCCCAGGUGUCAGUCAAUCUAGUUACCAGGCAACUGUUACUCAGUCAAACAGUUACCAAAGAGACAGCCAAUCAACAAGCUUGACUCAUCAAAGUGACAGUCAAGGGGUGACCACUCCCACUGGAAAUACAAGGGACAUAACCAGGGAUAGCACUCAGAGCUAUGGCAAUUCAUACCCCAACACACACAACCAGACACUGCCGGAUACUAAUAAACUUUCAGAGAACUUAUCUAAAGCAUCAUUGAGUGAUACUAACCUAGAGUCAACACAACAGCAGGGCACAAUGGACCUUAAUUCCACAUCUCCCGCUACAAGUUUGACAACCACUACUAACAGUACUACGAACAGUUUAUCUACAAGUUCUGUGAAUGUAUCUUCUGUGCUAGCAUCAAUCACUUCAUCCUCCUCGACUCUUGCUUCAUCUAGCACUAUCAAUACAACAAAAGCCACUACAUCAACGACUCAGUCAAGUAAGCCACACACUCUGCCCCCUGGUGUCAUCCCACCCUCAGUGCUCCCAGGGAACUAUCCAAUCAUGGGACAACCAACAGCUGCAGGUCUACAGCCAUAUUUCAAUCUAGCAGCAGGUGGUCAGCAACAAAUGUACAGUUAUGAGGACAUCCAAGCUCAGUUGUUACAACAGCGGUUGCACCUCCCUGGAUACUAUGAUAUAGGCUUACAGGCUCAGAAUGCUGGUGGUGUAUCAAGAGACCAAAACAGUUUGCCCAACGCAGCCUCUAAUCCAGCAUAUGCUACUACCACAGGUGCCACUGAUGGAUCUAAACUGACCCCUAGGCUAGAUGCGCAAUCUCCUCCCCAAGCACAAACAUCGCAGCCUCAGCAGAGCCAGACUGCCACCCAUACAGGCUAUGUGAACCCAGCAGCUGCCCUGCCCCCAGGUUAUGGAUAUUAUUACCCUGGAACUACUGGAGCAGUCAUCCCAGGCUUUUACAACCAUAUGAAUAUGAUAGUUCCCCCAGUGACCAAUGUGACUAACACAGUGGGCCAAGCAGUAUCUAACAGCUUGCCUUACCAGAAGCCAUAUGCUGCAUCAGGUACUCAGGUCUAUGCUGCAGGUGGUAACAUGGGGGGCUAUGAUGUAAAUGAUGUCACUGCACAAAGCAGCCAUGACUACAAGAAUGCUUAUGGAACACAGGCGCCAUCUAAAGCCACUACUGGUCCUUUCGGAAGCUCUAGUGAGCCAGAUAGAAACAAGCAACUAUUCCUCAACUCACAGACCAUUCAGUACAAAUCACCAGCAGCUGCCACAUCCAGUGGUGUGAAUGUCACCGAUCUGACUGCUACUGGUUAUGCCAAGUCACACACUGGCACAUAUGACAAGCCUGGCUUUGCUGGCAAUACUCCACCCCCUUUCAACACAAACAUGGCAGCCCUUCCCACUGGCAACCAAAGUCACCUGGGAACACUGCCUGCCACUUACCCAUUCGUUCCCAUGAUGCCUCAGCAGCUUCAGCACCUACAGCAGGACUCAAGUGGUGCCGCAGGGAGAGUAAACCCCCAGGCCCCAUCUACAGCUAAACCAGCUGUUAGCAAGCAGUAUGGCAACACAUACUGGGGAACCAGCUAAAUACUGGGACUGACAAACACCAACAAGUCACCAGAAUAUAAUAACAACAUUAACGUAAGAUGAUUUGAUACUGGGUUGAGAGAGACCCAAUGAUUUACGUAGUAGCAGAUGUAAUAUGUAGCCUUGGUCAAGUUUGCUUAUAAUGUGUGUGUGUAGCUGUAAAUAUAUGAGAAGUUGAAAACGAUCCAACUAGUGAUUUUAAUUGGUUGUAUAUGGUUAGCGCUCCAGUCUGUCCUUCCGAUGGACUUUGUAAAUAUAAAAGAUGAUUGGUGCAGCAUCCUCCGUGAUGUGUGUUGUGUACAAUACGGGGCCCUGUAUGCCCAUAUAAGGAGCUGUAGAUAUGGAUUCUUGGAAUACUACAGUACAGUAUAUAAAGUUCCUGGUUAUCCGGUCACACAGGAUUUCCAGUGUGUAAAAAUGUUUCUCUUCUGUGACUCACAAAAGUAAAAAACAAAAAAAUCGUAAAAUUUAAGAAAAAUAUAUAGUAAAAAAUGAACGUUUUGUAACUUUUGUUGUAAAGCCAAGUGGUAUUAUAUGAUGUAAUAUAUUAUUAGCUUUCACUGGAUUAUUAGAAAUUGCAUGAAUAUUUGGAUGAAGUGAACAUUGUAUAAAUGCAUGGUGUUCCAUUCUAGCUUCAUAGAAGCUUAAGUGUAGUUUAUAUAUUGUGUAAAAAGUGAACAAAUCAAUAUUAUGAUCAGUGCUCUUGU